CAGUGUCUCAGCAGCUUGAAGAAGAUAAACAGAGGAAGAAGGCGGCCAUUUAGUGCAAUUAACCUAAAGAAACUUGGUUAAUGUAUCGAUUUUUAAAUGGAUAAUUAGUACCAAGUUCUCUCGAAAGGGGUUUAAACAGUCAGUCAGGGUAAAAUGUCCCUGAGUGCAUCAUGUGGAUCAGUCUCUCAGAAAAGGACUGUGUCGAGCCUCCUCGCUGGUCGUGUGGUGAAGAGGCCGAAGCAGGGAGAUGGUCAGCAGCUGCAUGAGGCAGCGAUCCAGCUGUUGGAGCAGCAGCAGAACCUCUGCAGUCUGCUCAAGGAGGUUGGGAAUCCAAACCUUUCCAAUAUUUUCUGCUCUGAGACCGGAGGGCAGAAACCGCAGGCAUCUGAAGGAAUCCCACCAACCAUUGCAGGCUCACUCCUGGUGAGUGAGUUGAGGUGUCAGGCUACACAGCUGGGUGUCCCGCUGACAGCGCUGUCAGUGAAGAUGGUGCUGGAGAGACUGACAGAGAUCACCGGAACUGAGGAAGAGGACAGGAGGAGAGAGCUGCUCACUUCCUCUCAGAGAGUCCAGCUGUGCGUCCUGUUGGAGUCCAGCAGAGAACUGCUGUCACAAGGAGCCCUCUGCCCCAAGCUGCUCUGGCAGGAGUACAGGAGGGGUCAGAAGCUACCACAGCUGGAAGUGGUGUACCAGCUUCACUUUUACAACAUUCUCACUCUAAAACACAUUUUAGAGAGUGAUGAAGAUGUAAGGUUGUGGCUGGUGUCUCAGUUGAAGGCUCUGUCCUGUUGGAUGCCUCCACUGGGAGAAAAAGAGGCCCAAAAAGUUCAACUGAAAGUGUUGUCAACUGUGCUCGGAGUCUUGGUGGGAACAGGCUUCCAGCUGAGUCACGAUCCAGCAGCUGCAGACAGGAGGAUCUCCCUGCUCUGCUGCUCGGUCCUGGACGACAUGCUCUUCUGGUUUCUGGACAAAGUGGGCGAGAGUUUGACGCUGCCGUGUGCUGGAGCAGGACCUGAGCUAUGGUGUCAGCUAUUUGACGCUUCGUUGUGCGGAGCCUCAGCGUCCCCAGAAGCCCUUCAGCAUUUCUUCACACACUCCCUCACACAGACUCUCACUUACAAGCCUCGACUUACAGUGUCAGACGCCAUUGCUCGGCAGAAUGAGUGGACCUUUGCAAAAUCCAGCCGGUUGCUGACCUCUCUUUUCCGUAAGCUGGCUGUGAUCUUCAGCGUGGAGCAGCUGCUGCGUCACCUGCAGCAGGUUUUGGAAACCCAUGAAGUCAACUGGAAACAUAUCCUGUGCUUCCUCUCCACUCUGCUGAUUUACAACCCCAGUGCUGAGUCCAGCCUCAGAGAGCUGCUGUCCAGACUGCUGAGCUCUGCGUUUGAAGGCUACGACUUGGAGAACGUGAUAACUGCCUUCCUGCUGGCUCGACAGGGGACGCUGGAGGGACCCGGCAUCUUUCCCUCCUACAGCGACUGGUUCAAGAUGUCUUUCGGUGGUGGAAGCAGCUGCCAUGCAACCAGUAAGAAAUCUCUGGUGUUUCUGCUCAAGUUUCUGUCUGACCUGGUGCCCUUUGAACCCUCGCAGUACUUGAAGGUUCACAUCAUGCACCCACCUUAUGUACCUGUCAAACACCGCAGCCUCCUGAUGGAGUACGUCUCUCUGGCCAAGACCAGGCUGGCUGACCUCAAGGAGUCAGUGGAGGACAUGGGUCUGUAUGAAGAUGUGUGUGGUGCUGGUGGAGCAACAGUGCAGGACGUGGAGAAGGCGGUGUCUCUGUUUGAAAGCACAGGAAGAAUCUCUGCCACAGUAAUGGAGGCCAGUAUUUUCCGGAGGCCGUAUUUCCUCACAAGAUUUCUUCCUGCUCUGCUGACCCCAAGAGUGCUUCCCGUGAAGGCAGAUGCUCGGAUGAGUUUCAUAGAAGCUCUGAAAAAAGCAGAUAAGAUCCCAGCUGCGCAGUAUUCAUCCUAUGUGGAGUCCUGCCAGAGACAGAGACAGCAGGAUAGGAGUGAAGUGUGCGUGGACACUCGGGAUGAUCCUCUGGAGGUAUUAAAUGUUCAGCUGCAGGAAUUCAGAAAGCUGCUUGUCGAUGCAAAUGAAGGAGAGAUGUCAGCACAGCUGUCCAGGAUCUCUCACACUCUGAGUGUCAUCUUCCCCGUUGGUCCUGAUGAGCUGACCGGACAGACAGUCAUCAAGCUUCACAUAGAAAAACCUCUGUCUGUGGAACUCCACAUUAAAGUUGUCAAUACGAUCCUGAGAAACUUCUGCCAGUGUGUGCUAGACGCUUCCCAAGCAAACCCUCCUAACAAGCAAAACCUGUGGGCUUCAAAGUUUGUCAGUUUUCUGCUCGGUAACACACAGCUACUCUGCAGCCUUAUUAACAGACUCUGGCACCUGUUUAAUAAUCAGGGGUCGUCGCUGGGCGCCGCACACUUGCUCGGCCUGGCGGCGUUUGUGGUCCACCUCCACUCCUCCAUGUCCCACAGUCCUCUGGUCCAGCUGGUUCCUCCCAUUCUCCCCACACCAGUCCCCAUCAUAGAGGCUCUCAGCUCAGCGCUGGUCUGCAACGCACAUGAUAACAUGCUCUUCUGUGUCAGGUUGUGUGUGGCGGCUGUGUGUUACGGUAUCUGCAGAGGAGACUCACUACCUCAACAACAGCAGGACUACAUCCCCAGCAGCCUCUACAAGAAGCUUCUGUAUCUCAUCCCAAGACUGUUACCUGAAGCCAGAAGGACUCCUGCUGAUGGUCCGUUGGGUGAAUAUAAGGAGGAGAACAGCCUCGGCCUGUGGAGCAGCGUCACACACAGCAACAGCACCUGGAGGAAGACUGCUUGGUGUCUGUGGAGACAUCCUGCUUUCUGUCAGCUACAACACACACCUCAAUACCAGUUGUUCUUCACAGAAUGGCUGUCUAAUGAGCUCCGAGUGCAGAGAAGUGAAGAUGCUUUGUCCGACCCAGAACGGCAAGAGUACCAGCAGUGGGCGUGUCUAGAGCUCUACCUGUGUCGUCCGGAGGAUGAGGGAGGCUGCGGAGGAGACAUGAGGAGCCUGUGCUCUUAUCUCCUCAGUGCCAUCAUGGACCAGCAGUUGAGCGAGCAGAAACUAGAAAAGCUGCAUGACAGAGUUUCAGAAAAAGGAAGCUGUCUUCCAGACAUCCUGUCCAGAUUACAGGAGCUUGUAUAUGAGAUGGAAGUGAGCACCCCUGAUAUGUGUGACUUCCUGUUUGAGCUGGUGUGUCAGAGGUGCUCCUCCACAGUGAGCUCAGCUUCACUGAGCAUCAGCUCUGAACUCAGCCUGCAAUACACAUUGAGCACAUGGAACAGAGUACUACUGGCACUCCCAGCAGUUUUAUUUAUCAAAGUAAAGACUGAAGGAGGGAGGACGACUCUGGACUGCAACAACCUCAUACAACAUGUCAACCAGCAUCAGAGGAAGGUGUGUUCUCCAGCCGGUGUGCUGUCCCGCCAUAUAACAUCACACUUCCUGAGAGGUGUGUUAUGUGCCAGUGUGCGUUGUUGUGGACGCUCGGGUGAAGUCAACAAGGCCUGGUCUCAGAUCAGCCUCCACUGUCCUCUGCUGCUGAUCUCCACAGUGCACUGGUGGGAUAGUCUGUCUCCAGUGGUGUUGUCACUGUGGCGUCGUCUGAGUGAUGGAGAGCCUCUGCCAGAGCAGCUCCAGCUCCUCUCUGACUGUCAGCACUGGGCCUGCAGUUUAAAGAAGGGCCAGUUGUCGCAAGUACCCUCUGCUCCACCUCUGUUGUUGGCCGCCAGCUUGUACAGAGUCUGGCGAGGUCACAGGGAGGAUGAGCAGAGCUUCAGCGCUGCUUUGAAGAUGCUGCGACCAGAGAAAGACAUGAAACACAGACAGGUGCUAGUUUUCCUGCUUUUCCUGUGUGUUAACGACUAUCUGUCAGCCCUCCUCAGUCCUCAGGAGAAGAGUCGUCAGAGAGCCAGCAGUUUUUGCAAAGAAGUCUUGGAUGUGUUGACAGACUCUGCCGACUGGCUGCUGAUCUUUAAAUCAAACGAACAAGGGGUUUACCAGUCGGUUACCAUGGUGACAUCAGAUGAGUUUACUCGACUGAUGCCUUGGGCCUUCUAUAGUCUGUUGCUGCAGCAGAGUGCGGAGCUGCUACACAGAGCCGUGCGAUGUGCGGGGUUCCUUCACACCGCUGUCCUCUGUUACAUCAACCUGCUCCAGCUCUUCCUGGAAGGACACACGCCUCCACCAAUCACCCCCAAACCUCCGGACGAUCAGGCGGAGGCGUGCCAGAUUGUGAGCCGUACCAAACAGUUUCUCCUGAAGGUCAUCUCUCAGUCGCCUCCUACCGCUCUCUCCUCCAGCCAGCUCAGACAGCUGGAGUCCCAGUGUGCAGACCUGGACCCAGAGGUGGCAGCAGCUCUGUCCGUGCACCUCGACCCACGCAGCCUGAGCCCUGAGAUGGAUUUCCUCUGAACGACCGAGAAAC
Messenger RNA from Scomber scombrus (Atlantic mackerel), 4468 nucleotides. RefSeq names its product Fanconi anemia group A protein (gene fanca). Gene Ontology annotation, biological process: interstrand cross-link repair. The record is from RefSeq and is a predicted model, not a curated record. Gene Ontology annotation, cellular component: Fanconi anaemia nuclear complex. Lineage: Eukaryota; Metazoa; Chordata; Actinopteri; Scombriformes; Scombridae. The transcript has 42 exons. Bases 154 to 4455 code for a protein of 1433 amino acids.